GACAGCAGAUACAUUGCGGUAAUCGUGCAUGCAAACGUCUUUUCAUUAGACGUGUUACUUGAAGUUAUCACUCAUUUCUAAAAGAUGGUUGGGUACAUUUUUGUGACUUUUCUUGUAAUCGGUGCAUGCAAUGCAACAAACAAAGAAUUCGAAAUUCCACAAAGUGCAUUCAUGAAAAUAAAUGAAAAUGGUGAUGCUUUGGCACCAAAAAAUAUCAUUGCAAGUCAUCUCGUUGACAGUGCGAUUGAAUGUUCAUUUGAAUGUCAUCGAGAGAAGAGAUGUGUUGGUUUUAACUAUCUAGACGAAGCUAAAAAAUCUGAGAUAAACUGCCAUAUUUCCAACACAACAACCAGAAGCAGAGUGAAGACAUUGUUCGUCAAAGAAAAAUGGACUUUUUAUCAAGCUCUUUUCAAGACGGGAGAAAAAGAGGACGGUCAAUUUACAAGAAAAAAUAUUACAUCAAAUUGGAAGCAAUGCGCAUGGCUGGAAGGAAAUGGUCUUAACAAUGGACUUAUAAAGUCUUGUAGUUUUGAAAAAAAAUGUAGCAAUACCUAUCUUAAUGUGUUCUACGCUGGUAAUCUCCGUAUUCAAAACUGUGACUACUGUUGCAAGAGAUGGUACUUUAAGUUCAAUGGAAAAGAGUGUAAUUCCACAAUUGAAGGAGUUUUUUACAUAUGGAAAGGUAAAGGUACACGAAAUGUUCAUCGUCAUCGUCAUAUCGAGGGAUAUUGUGGUAACAUCGACAGUGGUACUGUUAAUGUUGGUUUCUAUGUUGGUAAUUGUCAAGGAUAUUCUGAUGCAGAUGCCGCAAGUGGAUGGAAUUCAAUCUCUCGCAUUGUAAUCCAAGAAGUUCCACCACCUCAGACUUAAGUCAAUUUAAACUUAAGCCUAGAAAAAGUUAUUUCCCUUUGAAUGAUUUUCUGUUUUUUUAUAGUAAAGCUUCUAUUAGAAAAGCUGUUUCAUCGUGAUUGACUUUGUCAAAGCUAAAAACAUAUAUGCACGUUUGCUUAGAUAAUAGCUUAAUUAGAAUAACACCAUAAAGGUUUUUUUAUAGUGUUUCAAUGAUUGCUGAAAUACCAGUAAAAAGGUAAUUUCGAAAAAGUUGAUCUUUCGAACUACGUACGUCGUUGUUGUUAGCUCAUCGUUUUCGUGAAAUACAGCAACAGAUAUACUUUUUAACCCUAUUUAGCGUGAGCAACAUUUUCCCUUUUGGGUUGUACUUGAUUUCUAUUGCGGUCGUUAUUGCGCACAACGCACAAUAAUUAAAUGUUAAUCUUAAUAGUUAUAACUAAACAUUGAAAAAUACGUCGUUUCAUCAUUAUAUGUGUAAGUAAAACAGGUUUUUAAAAAGAUAACUUUUAGAACGAAUUUUUUUGGCUUGUGGUUGCAAAAUUUUAAUAAACUUAAUUUAAAAAAAAAAUUGGAGUCAUAGCUACUGUUGUUUUAAAAAUAAUUUGAGCUUAAGAAUAAUUUUAAAGGUUUUUGUUAUGAAUACUAAAUGUACUUAAAUUUUCAAGGCUUGUGUUAUCAUUACUGAAUGUACUUAUUUUAAUUCUUAUUCCUAAAACAGGUAGCAUAUUCUUACGCA
Xenia sp. Carnegie-2017 is the source of this 1588-nucleotide messenger RNA. RefSeq names its product collagen triple helix repeat-containing protein 1-like. The transcript has 4 exons. NCBI's taxonomy places the organism in Eukaryota, Metazoa, Cnidaria, Anthozoa, Malacalcyonacea, Xeniidae. The record is from RefSeq and is a predicted model, not a curated record. The coding region runs from base 85 to 870 and encodes 261 amino acids.